AGGAAGCGCGGGGCGGAAACCAAGAUGGCGGCGCACAGGCUGCGGGGUUUGUGUCAGGCGCGGGUGGGGCUUCUCGCCGCCCGGUUCUCGCAGUGGGACAGCGGGACCGAGUACCGCAGCGCACACAGCCUGGACAAGCUGUACCCGCCGCGGCGGGACGGAGCCGGUGGCGGCGGCACGGAGCAGGAGCAGAAGCCGCCAUCCGCGCUCGACAUCCCCCUGGCUCGUCUGACCGUGUCCUACAGCCGGAGCAGUGGCCCAGGAGGGCAGAAUGUUAAUAAAGUGAAUACCAAGGCUGAGGUUCGGUUCCACCUGGCAUCAGCAGAGUGGAUCCCAGAAGCUACAAGACAGAAAAUGGCACUGAUGCACAGGAAUAAGAUAAACAGAGCUGGGGAGCUGAUUGUGAACUCUGAGGAGAGCCGGUACCAAAUGAGGAACCUGGCAAUUUGUCUGGAAAAAAUCAGAACCAUGGUGACAGAGGCCACUGAGAAGCCCAAGGUGGUGUCCAAGGAGACUUCACAGAAACUCAUAGAGAGGGUGGAAAAAAUGAACCGUGAACGACUACGACAGAAAAAGAUACACUCAAGUAUAAAGCAGAGCAGGAAGGCAGACUUUGACUGAGAACAGCAGAGAUCAAAGUCUCUCAAACCAUCUUUAUAAAGAAAUGGCCUUGGCAGCUGUAGAUGAUGCUAAACUCGGAAACUAUAUUGAGUAAAAAUGGACUAAAAGUGUAAAUAAAAAUAUUUAACAUC
Calypte anna (Anna's hummingbird) is the source of this 752-nucleotide messenger RNA. It is a transcript of the gene MRPL58, whose product is annotated as mitochondrial ribosomal protein L58. Gene Ontology annotation, molecular function: translation release factor activity. The coding region runs from base 25 to 621 and encodes 198 amino acids. Gene Ontology annotation, cellular component: mitochondrial large ribosomal subunit. The record is from RefSeq and is a predicted model, not a curated record. Gene Ontology annotation, biological process: mitochondrial translational termination. The transcript is spliced from 6 exons. Lineage: Eukaryota; Metazoa; Chordata; Aves; Apodiformes; Trochilidae.